Molecule: messenger RNA, 1741 nt
Organism: Solea solea (common sole)
Lineage: Eukaryota; Metazoa; Chordata; Actinopteri; Pleuronectiformes; Soleidae
Product: UBA_like_SF and PTH2 domain-containing protein
Exons: 7
Coding region: 208-762 (184 amino acids)
Cellular component (GO): cytosol; mitochondrion
Molecular function (GO): peptidyl-tRNA hydrolase activity; protein binding
Source: RefSeq, a predicted model, not a curated record
AUAUCAUCAGUACAGCAGUAAUAUCACCGAACAGCCCGCAACAACCGACUAACCGAACCAACUAACCGAGCCCAGUCGCUGCUAAAUGGAGUAAACGCUGACGCUUCACAGCGUGAUUCCACUGAAUGUAACUCCACAUUCUCCAUCCUCAAACCACGGAGAAGCCGUCGCUGUUUAUUCUGACCUAGCUGCACAUAACGGUGAAGAAUGGAGCCAUCAGAGCAGUCCGGCUUAGACGCAGGCUCUCAGGAAGUCAACCCAGUGUAUCUACAGCAGCUUCGGGAGCUGGACAUCCCAGAAGAGGCAGCCAAACAGGCUCUCCUGCAUACCCGGAACGUGUCUGCAGAAGAGGCGGCCAUGUACUACUUCAACAAGCUGGAGAAUGAGGAGGAGGGAGAUGAUGACCUCAUGUUCAAGAUGGUGUUUGUGGUCAACAUGGACCUUGCCAUGGGCAUUGGGAAGGUUGCAGCCCAGGUCGGCCACGCUGCUGUCGGUUUGUACCAAGUUCUGCAGGAGAAGAACAGCUGGAGGGAAAUGGCCUGGAAGUGGGACCAUAGUGGAGCCAAGAAGGUGGUGGUCCAAGGUACCAACGUGGCCCACCUACUUGAGCUGCAGGCCCUGGCGAUGAGCCUCAGCCUGCCCACUUACCUGGUCCAAGAUGCGGGGCUUACCCAGGUGGAGGCUGGGUCCCGCACUGUCCUGGCCAUCAUCGGUGAGGAGGAGAUGGUGAACAAUGUCACUGGGAGCCUGAAGCUACUCUGAGAGGUUCGAUGCUACAGUGGGGACGCAUGUCUCUGCAGUGCCACAAAGUAGCCAACAGAGGACAGAAUUUUCCAGCAACGGGGGGAGCGUCUUGGCAUACGCAAGAGUUUAGCAACCAUUAAAAAAGGGCGAGGCAAAACAAGACAUACCCCAGCACCAGAAAACAAACAUAUGUUUCACUUUCAUUCUUUGAGCUGCUAAGUCAGCCUCUGAGAGGGAGAGAGUCUGUUUUUUCUUAAAGGAAGUUGAAGACAGUUCUUUUUUUUUUUUUCUUUUUUUUUUACUUUCUCUUUUCUUAAUUUCUUAACAGUCUGCCCACUUACAGUCUUAUUAUAAUAUUGUACAUUUCUCACAUAUGUAGUCUAAAUUCUGGUUUCAGAUAUAGCAAAGACAAAUACAUUUGUUGGUUAACUAGUGUUACAGUACUCAGGGCCCAUGUACUGUACACUGCUGGAAUUGUAAUGAAACCCAUAGCUGAUGUAAUAUUUACCAGUUGUAUUCAUAAUGCCCAAGUGAAGGCAACGCAAAUUACUGACAACAUAAACCCUCAUUUUCAACAAGUCAAUGAUUUGAUGUGGACAUGCAACUAUUCUCCCCAAGAAUCCUCUCCUGUAGACUCGAUCACAUUACUUGUAAUUGUUAAUGGCUAUAUAUAUUUUAUAUACAUCUGUCAAACUCAUUUACUGUAUGUGUGGUGUGCACAUUAACUGGAUUUUGUUGUGUUUUUUGUUUGUUUUUACCCCCUUUGUGCAAAAAUCCUGAAUUAUAAUUUCUAUUGGUAGAAUUUGAUGGUGGAAUGUUAAAAUGUCAUGUAGUCUGAGCUGGGCCUAACUUUAUGCACUCUGGCUGUCUGUGGUGGGUAAGUUAAAAUAACAAUUUUGCUAGAUAUAAUGCAAAUCAUUGUGUGUAUUACAGCUGUUACAGACUUGGUGAAUAUAGUCUUGCACACUUAUAAUCUGAAUACACUAAGAAUGCCUGA